AUGGCCCUGCAAAAAGGGACAUCAGAGUACCAGCGGCAGCUCAGGAGGCGGCCCUUUGGACAUAUAACAUACUAUAUCUACAAUGUGCAUUACGACCCGCAGGAAGCGCAGCUGAAAUACUGCGAGGAUGCGACGUUUUGGGACCACAAGGAUAAGGGUGGCGUGCUGCAGGAGAGGCUACUCUUGCUUUCUUGUGACCCAAAUCGCAAGGCAUGGAACACCGUGAUGGGUCCUCUACGGGACCCGAACCCUCGUGGUGCGCUCUGGGUAUAUGACCCGAAAUCAGACAGCCUGCAAAAGGUUUCAUUCACUGGCUACCCCGAGGGCCACGACUUUCACCCGCUGGGCCUGGAGAUAUGGCCUUCAUACGCGGGGAACGCCUCGAAUCUCUUCGUAGUCAACCACGCACGGCACAACACCACUAUCGAGCAGUUCUACAUGUCGCCGUCCCACCCGUCGCGGGCAACCUGGGUGCGUACGCUGACAUCAAAAUACUUCGUCUCGCCCAACUCCGUAGCCCUCACGUCGCCCACCUCGUUCUACGUCAGCAAUGACCAUCUGAUGACCAGACGAGUCCCGAGCUUGCUGGGAGAAAUUCUGCCCAUGACCGAGUCGGUCUUUGGACUGCCGCUUGGCUGGGUUUCCCAUGUCUCUGUUGACAGCCCCGACCCAGGAUCAGUGUCAACCCAGCAUACUUUCUCUGCGAUAGGAAUACCCUUCCCGAACGGUGUAGCGUUAUCCCACGACGGACAGCAACUAGCGGUAGCCUCGAGCUCGAUGGCAGAAGUCCGGUUCUACGCGCGGGAGUCGCUCACAAACGCCCUUCGCCUGCAGAGUAAAGUGCCACUGCCCUUCGCCGCCGACAACAUUAUGUUCGACGACGAGGGAACGCUGAUAGUCGCGGGCCAUCCCCACUUCCCAUCGCUCAUCGCGGUCUCAAAGAACAAGACCGACGCAGCCGCACCGAGCUGGGUUGUCGCCGUUAAGCCGCGCAGCCUGUACCACAAGCACCCUGAGACCGGGGCGCACCUGGUGCUGCACACACCUUCCCCAGAGUUUGACAUGCAGGCUCCCUUGCCGGCGUCUGCUAAAGUUCCUCCCGCGCGCAGCCAUACUGUGGAGACUUUAUAUCAAAGCGAUGGAGGUGUCAAUGGCUUCCCGAACUCCUGCACAGCUCUACGGGAUAGCCAGGCAGGCACAUUGUACGUGACGGGUUUGUACACUGAAGGCGUUCUAGUCUGUAGACCUUGA
This is a messenger RNA of Gloeophyllum trabeum ATCC 11539, 1251 nucleotides long. Its product is annotated as calcium-dependent phosphotriesterase. The record is from RefSeq and is a predicted model, not a curated record. Bases 1 to 1251 code for a protein of 416 amino acids. Lineage: Eukaryota; Fungi; Basidiomycota; Agaricomycetes; Gloeophyllales; Gloeophyllaceae. The transcript is spliced from 2 exons.